Messenger RNA from Phaeoacremonium minimum UCRPA7, 954 nucleotides. Its product is annotated as putative ibr domain-containing protein. Bases 1 to 954 code for a protein of 317 amino acids. NCBI's taxonomy places the organism in Eukaryota, Fungi, Ascomycota, Sordariomycetes, Togniniales, Togniniaceae. The record is from RefSeq and is a predicted model, not a curated record. The transcript has a single exon.
AUGACGUGUCGAUGUAAAGCGCAGUUUUGCUAUAUCUGCGGUGCAGUGUGGGAUCCCGUAGUCGGCUGUCCCAACUUUUGCAAUGGCGAAGAAGAGCUCGAGCGGCGAAGAGUAGAGGAAGCAGCCCGAGAAGCUGAACAGGAAGCUGAAAAGGCAGCAUCAGAGGCAGCAGCCAUCGCCGAGGAGCUCGACAGGAUAGAGGCCACGGAGAGAACCCACGAGAGCGAGGAGUUCAAGGCCUUGCGGGAAGAACAAGAAGACGAGAUGCAGAGAUUCAGAGCUUUCGAAAGGAAAACGAAAUGGCUCAUGUGGGCACGGCAUACCGAGAAAAAGCUACUCCUUGUCAAUCGACAUAACAAUCAAGCCGAGAAGAUGAAGGAGAGGCAUACGAAAACCACUCAGCAACUCGAAGAUCGGCAAAUUGCAGCAGAAAUGGAAUUAAGGACGACUUUAGAGCAGAGCGAGAAGAGUGUCCGCAUUCGUCUGAGGCACAUGGAGGCCUAUUGUGACGGUCUAGGCCGACAUCCGGAUGGGGACCGGCCAGCCAGAGUUGUUACAGAACGCGAUCUUCGGGAGUUGGGCCAGCAGUACAACCUCCGAGACAACAUGGAACGACUAAAUCAGGCGAAGAUCAACGUUAUGAGAGAUCGACAAGCCCAGGCCAUGGAAGAGCUACUGGAGCGACAAGAAGACGAGCUCCAGAGGCUCGAGGCUAAGCGGGACGAGGAUAUUGAGAACCUUGCCACAGAAUUUGCCAAUGAGGAAGACGUGUUGUUGCGAGUCUUCAAAGAUAGGAAGAACAAGCUCCAGAGGCGAUGGCGCUUGGCCAUUGACAUUCUGCGAGUUGAAUUGGAGAAAAAGAAUGGAGUAAGAUAUGGAGAGAUGGCAACCCCUGAGUGGCCGAUUGACACGCCGGAUCCCCAGGAGGAAAGCCUGGCCCCGGUAGAAGAAUGA